Molecule: messenger RNA, 2009 nt
Organism: Cydia strobilella
Lineage: Eukaryota; Metazoa; Arthropoda; Insecta; Lepidoptera; Tortricidae
Exons: 1
Coding region: 45-935 (296 amino acids)
Biological process (GO): retrotransposition
Cellular component (GO): ribonucleoprotein complex
Molecular function (GO): single-stranded RNA binding
Source: RefSeq, a predicted model, not a curated record
UUGUUGUUUAUGCUAUCUUAAGUGCGAAACAGUAUUUAAUAACAAUGGUGCAGUGCAGAAAGUGCAAAUUAUUCGUGUCUACGGCAAAGGACGACACAGUUAAGUGCAAAACCUGUGAUGCUACCCUUCACAAAAAAUGCACGAAGAAGGAGAUGUGCGAGGAGUGUCUUCGGAAAGACUCUGGCAGCCCCGCUGGGUCCAGGAAUGACGGAAACAAGGGAAAAAUAGAAUUUAAACCGGGAGAAACUUCACUGGAAGCUGUGAUCAAGGAAGUAAACAGCAAGCUGGAUGCGAUAUAUAGUGUAGAAAAAAAGAUGGACGAAUUAAAAGGUACAGUAGACUUCUACUCUGCGCAGUACCAGACACUGAUAGAACAUAAGGAAGCAACAGACAAGAAAAUGAAAGCGCUUGAACAAAAAAAUACCUACCUUGAAAAGUGUAAUAAGGCCCUAGAAGAAAGGAUCAUGGACUUAGAACAGCAAAAAAAGGAGAAAAACGUGGAAAUAAUAGGGUUAGAAAAAAAAGUGGGGGAAAAUACAACAGAAAUAGUAAAAGAAGUAGCCAAAAAAUUGAAUUUAAACCCUGACGACAUAAAAUACGCAAAGAGGGUCGGCCGAGAAAAGGCGGGCGAAGCCAAGCCGCAGCCGAUUGUCGUCAAGCUGAAGUGCAGGACCACACGCGACAAGUGGCUCCAAGCUAGAAAGACCCCGGUCAGUAACAGCCACAUAUAUGCGAACGGAAGCCAAAAGCCUAUUUAUAUUAAUGAGGACCUCCCAAAUUUUAAGCGUCAGUUGUUUUGGUCGGCUAAAACGCAGCUUCGAGAUAUUUGCAGAUAUGUAUGGAUACAGAACUCAAAUAUAUUAGCCAGGAAAGAAAACGACGCAAAAAUCUAUAGAAUCAGAUGUGAAAAAGAUAUCGUAAACAUUCCAGCCUAGUCACUAAGCAAUUAGCUGUGUGAACACACUACUUGAUUUCCUUUAUUAACAAAAUUCAACACUUUUCCAGAUAUUGACUCUGAAGUGGAUUUUUCACGCCACAAGAAUAUACAAGAAUGGAAUACAUCUUACAAAACCAAAAAAAAUCAAAUUAAAAUUUUGCACCUAAACAUAAGGUCGCUGCGUAAGCACUUUAAUGAGUUAUUAGUUUUAAUAAAUCAGUGUAAAUAUCAAAUCGAUAUCAUUAUUCUAUCAGAAGUUAACAUAAGGGAAGAUGAAAUUUCAUGUUACAUGAUAAAAGGAUACUGCACCUACUCAAAGACAAGACCAAGUGGAAGAGGAGGGGGUAUAAUAAUAUAUGCUAAAAAUCAAAUUAAUUUUACUUUAGAAGAAGUAAAUUAUCCCUGUAUGGAGUCACUAUAUGGAGUCAUACGACUAGAGACCAGGAAAAUUUACCUUUUGUCUAUUUACAGACCACCCCAUAAAAACAAAAAUUUAUUUAUACAACAAUUGGAACUAUGUAUUCAACGCGUACCAAGCUGUGAAAAUUUGAUAAUUAUAGGAGACAUGAACAUAGACUUAUCUAGAGAAAAUAUGAAUUCAACUAUUAUUAGCUACAAAAACACCUUGUGUGGAUAUGGCCUGCAGUGCGGCAUACCUAGCGCGGAGAUAACGCGGGCGGCUAUUGUGAACGGGUGCCUGGAGACAUCGUGCAUAGACCAUGUGUGGGUGCGAGCGAGACGGCAACACGUGUACGAUGCGCCUGCGACUGCGAGUGUGAUAGAGUGCGGUAUAUCGGAUCACCAUAUGAUCGGAAUAAGUUUGGAUCUUGACCGUGAGCAUUGUGAAGGUACAUUGCAAAAAGGUACGCGAUUUGUUUUAGAGGAUAAACUCGUCAACAAUAAAUUAGAUAACUUCGAUUGGUCACAAUUACUACUCAUAGAUUGCCCUCUGUUGUUAUAUAACAAACUAUGUAAUGUGUUUAAAUCGAUUUAUAGUGAAUGUAAGGUUGAAAAAAAUGUUAAAACAAAUAGGAUUACUCAACCAUGGAUAAAUAAAAGGUUAUUUGCUAUG